AUGUCGACUAAUGAACUAGGGCCUGGACUAAAAGGCAUCUCUUUAAAUAUGAUGGUUAUGCAGGCCAAUACAAUGAAAUUAAGUAAUCAGGAAGCUAGCCGUUCAAAUGAUUCUAAAGACGAACCUUGUUCUAUUAAUGAAUCCUCUAGUAUUGACCGCCAUUCUUCAGAUGAAAGUUCACCUGGAGUAAAAAUUAUUGAAGACCGGUGUCCCGAAAAGAUGACUAUAUUGGAAUUGGCUGAGGAUGAUGUUUCACGAGCGGUAAUACAGCGAAAACAACCGCUUAUGGAACUGGUUAGUUCCGAAGAAGGUUACGUCCGGCGUUUGAAGCUGGUAAAGGAUUUCUACAUACCUGCUGUUAAUGCUCCAACUACAGCUCAAUCAAAUGCCGAAAACAAUAUGGGAGUAUCUAGCUCACUACCUCACGGUGAUUCUCAUGCCUCCCCACCUGUUGCUCCAGAGGAUUUAGCAGCUCGGUGGAGAAUCAUUUGGGGAAACUGGAUUCAGCUCUACGAAUGGCAUUCGGCGUUCCUUGAAAAGCUAGUCAGCGUUGUGGAUAGUGAUCCUGAUCGCAUACCAAAGCUUUUUAUUGACUCACGAGCUCGUUUAAGGUCUAUAUACUCAAAAUAUUGUGAAAACCAUCGAAAGGCAGCUUUAAUUGCAGAGCAGUAUCGUGAUUUUUUCGAGGAGUUGCGGAUUUUUAUUGGCGACAAAGAGGACGUCGUCUCACACUUAAUGCAGCCAGUACAGCGUAUCAUGCGCUACCAACUUCCUAUUGCAGAGAUUCUUAAGUACACUCAACGUGCCUGUUCACCUGAUCUUUUACUGUGGAAAAAGACUCUUGAAAUUAUGAAAGAAAUUCCAAAGGAUACGCAACUAAUUUUGGAGGCUGCUCGUAUAGAUGGCUUCCCUGGAGUGAUAACCGCUUUGGGAAACAUAUUAUUACGCAGUGAUCUUCUAGUAGCAACUACUACUCGUGAGCAAUUGUUAGAAACUGUCACUGCCUAUAAAAUGGCUCUUCAAAAUGUAAACAGUGGCGUUUUUUCUGAAAAUAAUACAUCACUUAACAGAACUCCUCAUAUUGGGCGAUCUGGGGUAAAUACAGGUGCAUUACUUUCUACAGACACUUCAGUCACUCUGUAUUCGUCCUCAGUUACACCAAAUAAUUUGGGAUUGCCUCUUGUUGAAAGCUGUAACUCUGUUAUUUCAGAAGGAAAUGAACUUUUUACAGGAAAUCUAAAGUUUGUAGAAUCACGUUUGUUUUUAUUCGAGCAAAUGCUACUCGUAACAGAAGAAGUUAAACCAAAACGUCGUGUAACUACUAGUGAUACAUUUUCCCAGUCUACUUAUCAAUUUAAAGCUGCUAUAAAUGUCAACAAAAUGCGUUAUGAAUCUCAUUGGUACAACUGUACCCUUUCUAGUGGUCACAUAAAUUCAGAAGCUGCAACUGUUGAUCAACUUUUGUGCAGUGGUUACUCACCUGACGAUUUGCGGUUUGCAAUUUUAGACCAAACUCCUGGGAAAGACUUCGUCUAUGUUAUUGAUCCUAUUACUUGUUCGAAUAGAGAAGCAUGGGUUGUACAGUUACGUGAUAUUCAGCAUAUGCAGCACGAAUUUUUGCUUGCUCUCCAAGAUCCAAGGAAAUUCAACACUAGCGCUCGGGAUGAAGGAUGGGCUAAAGAUUCAUUAACACAUGAACCUACGUCAACUUUUAGUACAGAUCAAUCUGUACGAACCGAUGCUCAGUUAUCUAUCUCAAUAUCUCCAUGUAAUCAAGCAAGUCAACAACCACAUAAAAAGUGGCCAAGCUUUACAAUGAAACGCCCAGUUAGACUAGGUUCCAACUCAUCUUCCAUAGGCACAAAAGAGAUUGGAACAGGAAAACAGUCUUCCGGUUCACGCCCAAUUAUCCCUCUUAAAUCAGGAUCUCAAGAUCGACCAGUUUGUCUUGCUCGCUCUUUGUCUGCUGAGCGUCAAUUUUCGAAUCGAGAAAAUCUUGUAGAUUCCAAUUUCCGAUCUGGUGAUGAUGUGUGUGACCCAUCAGUUUACCGCAAAUCUUCUCAAAGUGCAAAUAGUUCCUUAAAGCUGACCAAUCAAUCUGUUAGCUCAAAACCUUCAGAUAAUAUUUUACAAAAUGAAACUACUCCACAUUUGAAAGGUGGAUUGUUGAAGAAAAGAAAUGCUUUUGUCAACUUCUUUAGUCGUGGCAAACCUAAGCUUAGGGGUAAACACCACCAAGGUCAGCAUCAUUUAGUUGUGCCAUCAGGAUUACAGGCGAAAUUAGAAGAAAAUGAAACUGCCUCCGACUGUUCAUUUCCUAAUUCCAAUGAUCACGUUUGUAAUUCUGAGGUAAAUUUAGGGGACAAUCCAAUCAUAUCAACUGAUAAUAUACCUGGUAUAAAACCUCAUUCUUUGCAAUUUACAACUGAAUGA
This is a messenger RNA of Schistosoma rodhaini, 2433 nucleotides long. NCBI's taxonomy places the organism in Eukaryota, Metazoa, Platyhelminthes, Trematoda, Strigeidida, Schistosomatidae. The record is from the annotation of a GenBank genome assembly.